AUGAUCCCUGCGCUCAACAUGAACAGCAUCCAUCGCCACACCAACGCGGCUAUUCCUGCAGUUGGUGGGAGUGGCGGGACAGGGUUGGCGGGAGGGCGGCAAAUCUCUCCUCGUGGCUCGUACCUGACCUCUCCGCGAGAGACGUCGAGCAUGCCGUCGGCGCACCUCCAGCGGCGUGCGGCGGAUGUGGCCAACCUGCUAGAGAUGAACCCGCUACAGUGCCACAGCGUCGGCGACCUGCAGCGCAAGCUGGUCGAGACAGCGGAGUGGGUGGUGAAGCUGCGCCACUGGUACACACAUCAGCUCCAGGAGCGAGAUGUGUGGUAUGAGAGCCGCCUGAGAGGCUUGGAGGACUCCUUCCGUGCAGCCUUCACCACUCCCGCGGCAGCGGAAACGCCACACACCACGGCUGGUGCGGGUGCAGUCCGCACUGCCACAGGAGGCAGCUUCACGGAGCACGCGGCCCUCUCCACCAUCUCCGCUUUCCGCGCCAUCGCCAGCGGGACGCCUGCGAGGAGUGCGAUAGCGGCGACCGUCUCUGCGUCCGCGGGCAAGGAGACCGGUAGUGCCACACCGCUGCAGCACCCUAGUCGCGCCCACAAGAGCUCGGCCGCAGAAGGAUCAGAAGCUGCCUUCAAGACUGCAAACAGCUCUCAUCCAGCCAAACGAAACCAGUCAUCAUCAGUCGGCAGGGCCGCUGGUGUAGGGGGCCGCGGUAGCAGUGGCGACGGAGGCAGCAGCGCCCCACAACGGGCGGGUCCGCCGAAGCGGUCAGCGCUGUUGCCCAUCCCGCAAGGCCGCCUCACAGCCUCUGCCGGCUCCCCUGCUCGGCAGCCGCUGCACCCGGAGGACAACGAGCCUCCGUGCAUUAGCUUGCCAGCCACUGUGAUCGAUCGGGGUGAGUCUCGUCCGACCCUCGCGGCGCGCGUCGUUUCAGGGACGACGCUGGUGAUUGUGGAGGCCGACGACGACGCAUCCCGUGCACUACACCACCUAUCAGCGUCCCCGGACCCACGCAGCAGCCGCGCCGGAAGCAUCUCUCUCACAACCUCCGCCGUGCGUACCCAUCUCAACGGCAUCCCUGCACCCGGUGGCGUCAGACUGCGCAGGGACCUACACUCUUCCCGGACACCGCUGAGUGGUCGGCCGCUGUCGGCGAACGCACUCUUGUCGUCUGCCGCUGUUGCGAUGGAGUCCUCCGGCCGCUCCUCCGACAGAGCGAGUGGUAGCGGAAGCCGAAGGAGUGAUGUCGUGCGGGGCGAACGUAGGCGAUACUACGCUUCCUUAUCACGCACGGGGUCUGCCAGCAUCAAUAUCAGCUUGCCGCAUCAUGCCCAGUACUUGGACGCCGGUACUUCACGGAAUCCCGCUGGGGCAGAGGUAAGCACGAGAAACAGCGCCGCUGACGUUGCCGUCCCGGCGUUCCACAAGACGGCUCCUCGCUUCAGCAACUACCUCUAUCUCCUAACCAGCGGCGACAACAACCACAGCCGAAAACCGAAGCGGCGCAGCCUCAGCAGGAGUGGAAGUCGUCGCGGGAGUCGAGUGUACACAACCGGUGGGGCAAAGCAGAACCCCCCAGGUGGAGGGGUCUCUCGGCAACACCGAAAAGGAGUCGGAAACACCGUCACAAGUCGGCAGAGCUCGCCUACUUGUUUCAUCCGCGAGCAGUCGUGGACGUGA
Leishmania mexicana MHOM/GT/2001/U1103 is the source of this 1683-nucleotide messenger RNA. RefSeq lists its product as hypothetical. The record is from RefSeq and is a predicted model, not a curated record. Lineage: Eukaryota; Euglenozoa; Kinetoplastea; Trypanosomatida; Trypanosomatidae. Bases 1 to 1683 code for a protein of 560 amino acids. The transcript has a single exon.